Messenger RNA from Carica papaya (papaya), 1003 nucleotides. Lineage: Eukaryota; Viridiplantae; Streptophyta; Magnoliopsida; Brassicales; Caricaceae. The record is from RefSeq and is a predicted model, not a curated record.
AUGAGCAAAGAAUCAGCAAAAGGUGUGGUAGCUUUUCAAGCAAGGCAUGAGUUUAAGGAUGGGAAGAAAGAUUGGAAAAAUUCUGCAACCAAAAGGGGAGGGAAAAAUCAUGGUGGUGAGUUAUUCAAAGGAAAAGCAACGAAAGGGAAAAGGUUUUUCCUUGGUGGUUCUGUGUUAGGAGACCAGUUUGUUUUAACCUAUGUCAUGAACAAAUGGAAAGCAUAUCUAAUCAAGCACUUGAUUCCGGUGAAAAAUCCUUUGAAGACACCUAUAUUGGACGAUGCUGUGGAGCCAUACAUUGGAAUGGAGUUCAGGUCUAGGGAUGCUGCUCAGGAGUUUUACAUCGCUUAUGGCAGGCGAAUUGGAUUUACUGUCCGCAUACACCAUAAUCGUCGUUCGCGGAUAAAUAAUGUGGUUAUUGGGCAGGAUUUUGUUUGUUCAAAAGAAGGUUUUCGGGAAAAGAAAUACAUGUACAGGAAGGACAGGGUUCUUCCUCCACCACCAAUCACUCGUGAGGGCUGUCCUGCAAUGCUGAGAAUAGCUUUAAGGGAUGGAGCCAAGUGGGUUGUUACCAAAUUUGUAAAGGAACAUAAUCACACAUUAAUUUCUCCUGGUGAAGUCCCGUGGCGAGGAUCUGCAAAAGAUUUGAUCAGCGAGGAUGGGAAGGAUCGGAGAAUACGAGAACUGACCAAUGAACUUCACAGUGAGAGACAAAGAUGUAAACGCCGUUGUGCAGUGUAUCAAGGACAGCUGCGUGCAGUGUUGAAGUUUGUGGGGGAACAUACGGAUCAGUUGUCAAUAAGAGUCAAUGACAUAGUCAAGAAUGUGAAGGAGCUCGAGGAUGAUCGGUUAGAAAACUCAGAUUACUGAUAUGUUUGGUGUCAAAAUGUUUUUGCCAGACGCAGACAUGUUCUGCGAACAGUUUGUACAUUUUUUUUUAUCGUUAUUUGAUUUUUUUUUUGUUACUAUUUUGACUAUUAUUUACUAUUGGUUUCACAGUAAA